Diospyros lotus (date-plum) is the source of this 840-nucleotide messenger RNA. Its product is annotated as TPD1 protein homolog 1-like. The record is from RefSeq and is a predicted model, not a curated record. Lineage: Eukaryota; Viridiplantae; Streptophyta; Magnoliopsida; Ericales; Ebenaceae. The coding region runs from base 109 to 687 and encodes 192 amino acids. The transcript is spliced from 4 exons. Gene Ontology annotation, biological process: cell fate determination.
UGCCUUUACAGUUUGGUAAUUGAACUUAAUUUACAGCGAGCUAGCUAGCUUGUCAUAUAUUUAUAUAUAUAGUCAGAAGCACAUUGCCAAGAGGAGAAUCGAGGGGUAAUGUAUAUGACAAAUCCUGGUGCUGCUGGUAUGAUUUGCAUGGCCUCCAUGGUUUUGGCCUUGGGCUUCAUCUGUGCCACCUUUUCUGUCGAGGGGAAACAUUGGGCACAUGAAACCAGGGGUACUACUACUAGUACUGACGAUAUUACUGCCUUCCAUGAACUGCUGUUUUCCAAGGAAAACACUAAUGGCUUUGCAGCUCGCAAGCUGAUGGACUUGGGUGAUGAGGAUGAGGAGGAGAAUGGGGGGUGGAUGAAUCGAAUAGGGGAAACGUGUUCCAAGGGCAACGUGGUGAUAUCUCAAGGACCAACAAACCCACUUCCAAAUGGGAUUCCGACAUACACUGUCCAAAUAGUGAACGGUUGCGCCACGGGUUGCAGCGUCUCGGACAUACAUUUAAGCUGCGGAUGGUUCAGCUCUGCCAGUCAGAUCGACCCUCGCCUGUUUAAGCGAAUUGCCUACGAUGACUGCCUUGUCAACGACGGCCAACCCAUGCUUCCCGGCGAGGCUCUCUCUUUUAUCUAUGCCAACACCUUCGCCUAUCCUCUCUCUGUGUCCUCUCUUUCUUGCUCUGACUGAAUGACCGCCAUCGCCGUGCAUAAUAUACAUGCAUGCAUGCUCCUCUCUUCUAGUUGCGUUUGCGUUGCUAUGAUAUAUAUGAUAAUAUUAAUGAUGAUGGGUGUAUUUGGUUAGGCUAGCUAGGUCUACGACGUACAUAUCGGUUAGUUUUCU